This is a messenger RNA of Owenia fusiformis, 1796 nucleotides long. The record is from the annotation of a GenBank genome assembly. Lineage: Eukaryota; Metazoa; Annelida; Polychaeta; Sabellida; Oweniidae.
ACCAGGAUGUUGCAAAAUAACAUUGACAAAAAGGAAUUGUAACCGUUUCUUCGUAUUAAUAUUGGCUUGAACAUUAGGGCAUUCUUUGGAAAAAAAGUGUGACUGUGACACUGCUGCACGUUUUACAUGCUACUGGGACAGAUUUGGAAGAAAUUCUUGAUAGAUGUAAUUUGAAAAAGGGGCUAUCAUGGACAAUCAGGAUAACUUUGACAACUGUAUUAGGUGUAAUUUAAAAACAAACAGUACAAAGAUAUUGGCAAACACACGUCGUCUUGUAACAGAUCAAAUGAUGUACGUGCUUGAGCAGAAUUCUUAUAAACCUGAUAAAUCUAAGAAGUUCAUUUGUAAUAUCUGCAGGAUAUUUGUGUGGAAGCUAUAUGCUAAAAUGAAUUUUCAAACUCUUGCCAAACGUCCUAUGACUGCAACUCACAAAAGACCUGAUGUUAAGUCAGGUGAUGUUGGAAUCAAGACUGAACCUUUUGAAAAUGAAGUCCAAUGUCAGCCUCUCACAAGUAGUAACAGGAAUGAUGUCAUUGAAAAUGAUCAGAAGGACACCGAUCUAGUUGUUGCCAGUUAUGAUCCAGGCGGAAAUGACAUCCAUGGAAAGGCUGAUGAUGACAAUGGUGAUAAAGAUUUACCUCAUGGUGACAUUAGAACCCAAUUCUCCCAUGACAUAUAUGAUAACUGCAUUAAGUGUAACUCACAGACAGUCUCCGGGUUCCGGCGUCGGGUAACUGGUCGAAUGCUCUCGGUGCUCAAGAAAAAAUCAUUUAAACCUGAUGCAAGAAAGAAGUAUAUCUGUAAUACAUGUGUGAAAAUAGUAUGGAAACUAUUUGCAAAAAUGAGCUUCAAUACGACCCCUAUCUUCUUGUCAAUUAAAAAUAAACAAAUUGUGAACUCUAACCAAAAACAGAAAAGGAAACAGAACCGGAAUUUGAAUUGGAGACCUGGACAAGAAACAUCGAAUGACAAGUCCCUGAGAAAGAAAGUGGAACGUGCACUUGAUGUUAAAUCCCUCAACAAAAUGCAUCGUAUAUGUGACACAUGCAAGCUCAGUGUUGAUAAAGUAUGUAAGGCUCUUAACCAGCAAACUCUUCUUCGGACAAAGGCAGCGUUACACAUUCCUGAUUCAGAGGAGGCCACAGAGCCAGAUCACACUGAGAGAAGAAAGCCGUGUGAGGGUGUAGACAUUGCCAGCACAAAGACUGUAGAUGACAAUAUAAUAGUGAAGGCGAAGAUAAACGAACAACCGGUGGUUUUAAAAGUCCCCAUGGCCUUCAAGAUGCGAGUAUACAUAUCCUGCAAGUUUAAGGAUUGUUCAUUUGCAUGUAGACACAUUUCUGAUGUGAUGGAUCAUUACGCCAAGGAACAUGUUGAUUAUAAAAAGAUUAUUAAACACUUUGAUGUGUUAAAAAAUACCUUCCCGUACAAAACUCGGAGCUCUGUAUCAGCAGCUAGUAAACUUGACCCUACUCGUUUCAUUAACACAGAUAGUAUAUGUAGUAGUUCUACAUCAGUUGAACCUUGCAUUAAAGAUGAAUCUUUGGACAACGCUGAUUUAGUGGAAAUAUCGGCAUCCGACGGAAACUCCUCAUUGAAUAUGGCAUGUCAUUCUGUUGACGACGACCCGAGUAUUAAAAGUGAAACCCUGAUUGAGACUGACGUUGCAAUCAUCAAAAGUGAGCCCCCAUGUGAGACUGACGUUGCAAUUAUCAAAAGUGAGCCCCAGUGUGAGACUGACGAUGCAAUUAUCAAAAGUGAGCCCCCGUGUGAGACUGACGUUGCAAUUAUCAAAA